Messenger RNA from Gryllus bimaculatus (two-spotted cricket), 2319 nucleotides. The record is from the annotation of a GenBank genome assembly. Lineage: Eukaryota; Metazoa; Arthropoda; Insecta; Orthoptera; Gryllidae.
AUGAGUAGAGAGAGAGAGAGAAUUUUACUUGAGUUAUCUCUGGAGCAACGUAAAGGGAGCAAUGUAGAUCAUCACUGGAAGAGUGUCUCGCAUGACAGCACCAGAUCUCGCUUGAGUGUCCGUAAAGCAACUGUCCGUAAAGCAACUGUCCGUAAGGCAACUGUCCGGAAGGCAACUGUCCGGAAGACAACGUACAGCAUCGCCAGAUCUCGCUUGAGUGUCCGUAAGGCAACGCGCAUCGUAGAGAGAGUCUCGCUUGACAUCACCGGAUCUCGCUUGAGUGUCCGUAAAGCAACUGUCCGUAAAGCAACUGUCCGUAAGGCAACUGUCCGUAAGGCAACGCAACGUAGAGCAACGCAACGCUCGAGAGAAAAAGGGGCUGGCGGUCUUGUCCUCGAGGACGUCGAGCUCCGAGUUGAUCUCGUCGAUGAAGCGCGGCGAGUAGCGGCCGCUCUGCGUCACCUCGGCGGGGAACUGCAGCUCGAGCGCCGUGGACUUGAGGAAGCGCUCGGCGCGGCGCAGCAGGAACUUGACGAGCUUGUCCCACUCGGGCUCGUCGGCGCGCGGGGCCACCGACGAGCGCAGCUGGGCGCGCGGCAGCCGCACCACGCGCGCGUUCUCCGUCAUGGGGUAGGCCGAGGCGAGCGCGCGCGACUUGAAGCACUCGGCCAGGUCGCCCGUGAGGCACGCCGCGUUCGCCUCAGCCAGGUACGGCCCGAUCCAGUCCAGCAGGUUCUUGCCUGGGGGGAAACCGCGUGUGCGCGACGUUCCCGAGCAGAACCUACCUUCUCUGAGCCCUCCCAGCGAGCGUCCUUCGCCCAGCGGCAGCCCUUCGCCCAGCGACCUUCCUUCCCCGGGCGCGCGCUCUUCGCCGAAGGUGACGCGGCUGCCGUUGGCGGGCGGGCCGGCGACGGCGAGGGCGAGGGCGGAGAGCAGCGCCAGGGCGGCGCCCUGGCGGCGGAGCGGUGCUCGCUGCAUAGCGCAGCCUCCUCGACUGCGGCGGUGGCGGAGGUGGUGGCGCGGGGCCGCGGCGCUAACGGGACCGGCGCUGGCGCUGUGGGGCUGCUGGCGGCGGCGGAAGGAGAAGGGGGCGUGGCGUCGCGCGUCGCCGGCCACGCGCCUCCGCGCGUCACACAUACGGCGCCGGGUGGGGGGCGGUCGCCCCUGCGUCGAUGUAUGUGUGUUGCGUGCCGCUGGGCACGAACGUCGGAACUCACAUUUUGUGUGUGUAUGUGUGAGUGUGGAGUCCGUCCGUGUGCGUGUGUAUGUGUGAGCCCUGUGAGCACUCUUCACUGCGAGUAUUGGGGUGUCUGUUGUAAGGGCACAUACAGUACGUGUGUGUGUGUGUGUGUGUGUGUGUGUAUCAGAGAGGUAGGUAAACAGGGAGGGAGUGGAAGAGGAAGAGAGGGGGUGGGAGAGAGAGUGUACACGUACUCACCGUGGCCGGAACACUGCGGGCUCGUCGUCGGCGAGAACGGGGGCUGUCGUAUUUAUUGGCGGUGGCGCUGCCGGGCGGCGGCCGGGGGCUGGCGGGGCCCAAUGAAGGAGAAAGCGCAUCCUUUUGCCGCCCGCGCUCCGUCUCCGAGAAAGGCUCCGCCCGUCAUGGGGUGGGGGAGGCGGGCGUGGGCGUGGUGCACGGCGAGGAGCACGGUGGUUCUCUCACAUCCGAUUCCGGGACGAAACAUAGCGGGGUCGUGGCUCUUGGUCGACGAGCUGGGAUUUCUCACUACCAGGUAUCUCCCACCAGAGGGGCACCUCUCCAGUCGGGAGAAGCUCAAAGCUCCCGUCUGGUCUCCCGACAUGUUUUGUUGUGUAGUGCAUAUGAGUGUAAGUAAUGGAGGAAGGAAAGAUGGCACGCUGUCCGGACACUGCAGUGAUGCCCUGAGCCACCUUCGCCUGUCAUCCGUGGUGGGAAGGUAUCCCACUGUGCGUGCCCGUGGUGUCCCGCCGGAUCUUCUCUUCUCCGCGCCGCGCCGCGCCGCGCCGCUCCCGGGAGCGCCGAAAGGGAAAGUGGCGGGGAAGGUGGCGGCGGCGUUGACGCGCCGUUGCGCCGCCGCGCGAGCCGGAUGCGGCGCGGCCUUUGCUGGUUCCGGUCUCCGCGCGCGCGAACACACGCGUCUCUUCCCGCUCCGGCUCGGGCGAAAUGGGGGAAGACGUGUUAUGUCACAGGAGGGGCCGGAUUCGCGCGCCGACCUACCGUUGGCUAGCGAGGUUUUUCCCAACUGGGUUUCUCCCACCAAGGCAAGAUCUAAUCUCGCAGCAUGUAUGAUAGUGAAGAGAAGAAAGAAAGAUCGCGCGCGGUCCAUGGCGCGUUUUUAG